ACCUUUUCGACAGUGCUGCAUACAAAUAAGCUAACAAGCGGGUUGACGUGAACAUUCCGAAGAACGAUCUCCCGAGUUUCACGAACCAGAGCUGAGUCUCCGAGUGAUUGAAGAAACCAUGGAGUCCUCGACCAUUCACUCUCUCUGCGAGGAGAUACCUGAGGAAUCUGAGGGUUCCUCAUCGGCGUUCUCUCCUUCCUCAGUCCCUCCCCGCCCUGAAUCUCAGACUUCACUCCAAAAAUAUUCGCCUUUGGAUUGGUCAGGUUAUUUUGAUAAAGAAGGAGACAUUUCCAUUGAAGGAUCAAAUAAUGUCUUUCAUAUUUUUGAGGCUGGAUCGGAAGGGCCAGUUGUUUUCUGCCUUCAUGGAGGUGGUUACUCAGGGCUCUCCUUUGCAUUGUCAGCUAGUAAAAUUAAGGAAAAGGCUCGGGUGGUGGCAAUGGACUUGAGAGGACAUGGAAAAUCAUCCACUGACAAUGAUCUAGACUUGUCUAUUGAAACUCUGUGUAACGAUGUUGUGGCUGUAUUGAAAACCAUCUAUGGAAAUUCUCCACCUGCCAUUAUUCUUGUUGGCCACAGCAUGGGAGGUUCUGUAGCUGUCCAUGUCGCAGCGAGGAAAGUGAUACCUAAUGUGCAUGGCCUUGUGGUUGUUGAUGUAGUUGAGGGGACUGCCAUGGCGUCAUUGAUUCAUAUGCAGAAAAUUCUGUCAAACAGAAUGCAGUUCUUUCAAACAAUGGAAAAAGCAAUAGAAUGGAGUGUCAGAGGCGGGUCAUUAAGAAAUGUAGAAUCAGCUCGUAUAUCAGUUCCAUCAACAUUAAAGUUUGAUGAACUAAAGAAAUGUUACACAUAUCGAACUCCCCUUGAAGAAACUGAAAGUUACUGGAAAGGAUGGUAUGAAGGUCUUUCAGAGCAGUUUUUAUCAUGCCCAGCGCCAAAGCUGUUACUUUUAGCAGGAACAGACAGACUAGACAGGGCCCUAACCAUUGGUCAAAUGCAAGGGAAGUUCCAAAUGCUGGUUGUCCGUCACACCGGACAUGCCAUACAGGAGGAUGUGCCUGGAGAAUUUGCUUCAAUCAUUCUCAAUUUUAUAUCUCGCAAUCGGAUAGGUCCUCGUGGUGUAGAGUUUUGCAGAUUCCAGGCUUGCUUCGGCCGUCUCAAACUUAGAAGAACCAGCUUACAAUUUCUAAUAUGUAUUAGAGACAUCCAAACAAAGGAGGAGUUUCAGAAGUUUGGUAAAUCCAUUUUGCAAGCUUUUUGUUUCUUUGCCAACCAACUGCACUUAUUCUGGCAAGUGCUACGAGCUUGACAGUCUUCAAACUCUUGUUGUCUUGCUGAUAUUGUGAGCUUUUGUUCAUUUGUUCUGGAGUGCUUCCACAUUAGUGAAUAAGGAAUGGAUAAGGAUGUCUGUUAUAUCUAUAUAUUUUUAAUUUGAUGUAAUAAUAUAAAUUAUUUCAUUGAAA
Molecule: messenger RNA, 1457 nt
Organism: Phalaenopsis equestris
Lineage: Eukaryota; Viridiplantae; Streptophyta; Magnoliopsida; Asparagales; Orchidaceae
Product: protein phosphatase methylesterase 1
Exons: 13
Coding region: 119-1303 (394 amino acids)
Biological process (GO): protein demethylation
Molecular function (GO): protein methylesterase activity
Source: RefSeq, a predicted model, not a curated record